AUGGCGCAAUGGUUGAAGAAGUUGUUCUCCUCGAACGACUCCUCGGUUGACCUCGCUGAGACUAAGGAGAAGAAUGCACAGAUUGGUGGUGAAGUCUACGUUGAUGGCGUUCAGAUCUACCAGGAUGCAAAUGGCGCCCCAGUCGAGCAGGUCAGUCCUUUGGGAUACCAUGUAGGAUGGGCGGGCAUUCUCUUUCUCAACGUGAGCCAAAUGGUGGGAACUGGAGUUUUCAGUACACCUGGUUCAAUUUUGCGAGCGUUGGAUUCCGUCGGUCUCAGUAUCAUUUACUGGGUAAUUGGUUUUGUCAUCGCUGCAGCCGGUCAAGCUGUCUUCAUGGAAUAUGCAGCGCUUUUCCCCAACCGCUCGGGAGGCAUGGUCACAUACCUUGAGCAGGCGUACCCAAAGCCGAUCUUCCUUUUCCCUACGACCUAUGCCUUCUUCACGGUAGCAUUUUCAUUCUCUAGUAGUAAUGCUGUUGUCCUGGCUCGAUACCUAUUUCGCGCCGCCCAAUACCAAGCCACUGAAUGGGAGAAUAAGGCGCUUGCGAUGGGCUCUUAUACGUUCCUUGCGAUUCUGUGUCUGAUUUCAACUCGCUGGAGUAUUCGUCUCAUGAACUUGAUUUCGGCUGUGAAACUCAUCAUUCUGCUGUUCAUUGUCUGCACUGGAUUUGCCGUCCUCAAUGGCAAGACAAGCGUUAAAGACCCCCAUCAAAACUUCCGCAACAGCUUUGAUGGGGUCACGAAAAACGGAAAUGAUGUUGUAAAUGCGCUUGUCAGCAUCAGAUUCGCGUACGAAGGCUACGCUAAUGCUUUCAAUGUUGUCGCAGAAAUCAAGAACCCUUACAGAACACUGAAAAGGGUAGCUCCCAUCUCGCUCAUCAUCGUCGCGAUUCUAUACAUUCUCGCCAACGUUGCAUAUUUUGCAGCUGUACCGGCAGACGAGAUCCGAGAAUCUGGAGAGUUGGCUGCAGCCAUGUUCUUCGAGAAGGUCUUUGGAGAAGGCGCAAAGGGUCUUCCAGCACUCAUCGCAGUCAGCGCAGCUGGAAACAUCAUGGCAGUCAUCAUCGGCAGCACGCGCAUGGUCCGCGAAUGUGCAAGACAGGGAGUGCUUCCAUGGCCACAUAUUUGGGCAUCUACCAGACCUUUCGGCACCCCAUUCGCCCCUAUUCUUCUAAAAUGGGCUUUGACCACCAUCGUCAUUCUGGCAUUGCCUUUCGGAGACGCGUUCAAUUUCCUGGUCGAUCUGCGAUCGUACCCUGAUUCCAUUUUCCUCUUCUUGAUGGUAGUUGGAUUAUACUACGUCCGCUUCCGUAGAAAGAAGGAAGGACUGCCACCCGCGCAGUUCGAGGCCUGGCAUUCUGCCCUCAUUCUGUCUGCCCUGGUCUGUCUGUUCCUCUUGAUCAUGCCAUGGUACCCACCGGACGAUGGCGGCGACGUCUCUUUCUGGUACGCAACAUACUGUGUCGUUGGAAUCGGUCUCAUGCUUGCCUGUGGAAUCUACUACUACUUCUGGGUCUUCGCGUUGCCCAAGUGGAAAAAUUACUCUAUUCGCACGGAAACUCUGGUAUCGGACCAAGAUGGUAGUGUCACGCACAAACUUCGAAAAGUACCAAACGCCGAAGUGGAAGAGUGGGAUCGAACUCACGAUGAAGCUGGCAACGUUCUAGUCGAGGCAACAGGCGCGAAUGGCGAGGCAGACAAUCGACACUUGCUUAAGAGAGUCAAGGUGAGGGAUGCUACGACUGUCAACUAUGGGGCGGACGAGAAAUCCUCCGCUUCCUAA
Molecule: messenger RNA, 1782 nt
Organism: Aaosphaeria arxii CBS 175.79
Lineage: Eukaryota; Fungi; Ascomycota; Dothideomycetes; Pleosporales
Product: amino acid transporter-like protein
Exons: 5
Coding region: 1-1782 (593 amino acids)
Biological process (GO): amino acid transmembrane transport
Cellular component (GO): membrane
Molecular function (GO): L-amino acid transmembrane transporter activity
Source: RefSeq, a predicted model, not a curated record